AGCUUGGUGGAUGAUACCGGUCACGGGCAUUUCAAAGCUGGACAUACAACAUAAAGAUGUUCUUUACAUAUUAAUUCAGCAAUCAUCUGGUCAUUAUAUCUCACUGGUUCCUAUGGCAAGCGAUGGUUGUAUAUGUAGUUUUCGAUCAGAUCAUAAAGGAGGUUUGAUAUUAUUUAUCAUCAAUGAUAGUGGAGGAGAUAGUAAAGCAAGAUUUGUUGUAGGCCGUGGAAAUGAUCCAUAUAUGACUGCUAAAGCAUGUAUGAAUUUUAUCAAUGAAAUUAAUGGAAUUAAUGGUGUUAAAACCAAUAGUA
Racocetra persica is the source of this 311-nucleotide messenger RNA. The record is from the annotation of a GenBank genome assembly. NCBI's taxonomy places the organism in Eukaryota, Fungi, Glomeromycota, Glomeromycetes, Diversisporales, Gigasporaceae.